UUUAAAGAAUCGCGACCGCCGCCACUGACAUCUUUUCCUUUGAACUACAGGCACCUUAAUUCCUACCUUAGUCUCUCGUUGAAUAUGCGCUUUUACGCCUCGUUUUCCCUUGCCUUUGGGCUUGUGGCUGCCAGCCCUUGCAAGCCACUGACUUCCACUGUUGUGUCGGCGGUUAUUUCAGCAUCUGUCACGACCGACGCCUCUAGCACAUUUAUUGAGUCUGCGUCUUCUACGGUUGUAUCAACCGCGACAACCACCGAGACCGAUGUAGCUGAAACCUCGACGUCGACCGAUUCUGUCGUAAUUGAGACUUCGACUGCGAUUGGUUCGACAAGCACCGAGUACACUGAAGUCAGCAUCUCAACAGCCGAGUCUUCGUCCGAGCCAACUUCUGCUACUACAGCCUCUGCCGCCGCUACCUCAGUUGAUACGACUACAGCCCUCACAACCGAGGCUUCAUCCGUCGAAACAUCUACUGCUGUCGCAACCACCACCACUUCCGAAGAAGCAGGCCCAACGAGCUACUUCCUUGUCGCUGGUGAAGGUCCAGCUCUCGGAGGCCAAGUCAAGUCCAACUUGGACAGUUUCACGCCCCUAGUGUUCGGCGACCGCGGCUCAACUUUCAAUCCAGUCCGAUUCCUAGUUGACGAGACAACCGGACAACUCCAACAAGAUGGCGUGCCCGUUUGCGCAAAUUACCAAGCCGGAUCACCUUACGCAAAGGUCACACUAUGCGACAACGCCAGUCUAUACUAUGGCAGUGUACACCUCAACUGUGCACAAUUUGAGCGUCCUGGUACCGCCAUUAGAUGCAGUGCGGUGAAAUUGGACUGCUGGUCGACUGGACCGGGUUCUUCUCAGGCGUGCUCGAGAUCAAUGGACCCCGAUUGGGACACGUUCUUUAUCUCUAACAGCGGCGAUCAUGUCUGGUACCUUAGUUCGGGGGAUCUGCAGAGAGACUUCUUGACCACUGUUGAAGUAUUUGUUGAUCAUGUUGAGACCAGCACUUGAUAGACGGAAUAAUUGAAACUAGAUCCAAGACAGGCCGGCUAGCCUUCAAUAUUACAUUCUCAUUCACUUCUAUUCCACUGUUUGUCAGAAUGCUGUAGGGUAGAUCGUCUUAUCAUGGCGACUGUUGCACGGAAUCCGUCGAAUUAUAUCGUUUACGGUUUCCAUAUUUUUUAAUUUAUCUAAAGACACACUUAUUAACUGCAACUUCCGUUAAACUGUCUUCUCUCUGCAACAUUUCAACUCAGGGCGGCAUGCGGUAGAGUCCACAAAGACAUCGUUGAUGUCACCAUAAUGAGCAACGGGAAAAUAAAAUUAUUAUACAUCGCAAACAGCAAAACAAGUUCAAGUGAAUGACUUAUCGCCCAAUGGUUCUUUUCA
Molecule: messenger RNA, 1389 nt
Organism: Fusarium redolens
Lineage: Eukaryota; Fungi; Ascomycota; Sordariomycetes; Hypocreales; Nectriaceae
Exons: 2
Coding region: 85-1011 (308 amino acids)
Source: RefSeq, a predicted model, not a curated record